Molecule: messenger RNA, 1963 nt
Organism: Protopterus annectens (West African lungfish)
Lineage: Eukaryota; Metazoa; Chordata; Ceratodontiformes; Protopteridae
Product: zinc-binding protein A33-like
Exons: 6
Coding region: 16-1488 (490 amino acids)
Molecular function (GO): protein binding; zinc ion binding
Source: RefSeq, a predicted model, not a curated record
CAGAGUGCUGAAAAAAUGGCAACUGGAAAUAUAACUGAUGAUUUAACAGAGGAUUUGUUUUGCUCCGUCUGUUUGGAUUUGUUUAAAGAACCUGUACUGCUAGAAUGUGAGCAUAAUUUCUGCAAAUCCUGCAUAGAUAAAGUCUGGGACAGUGAGAAAACUCCUUCCUGUCCAGAGUGCAGAUUGGAAUUUCCAGCCAGACGGUACACUAUCAACAGGCUGUUAAGUAAGUUUUCAGAGAAAGCUCGAAGGGUUCAGCAAGGUGAGAAGGCAAGAAAGCCACACCAGGAACAGAAAAAGCACUGCGCGCUUGAAUCACAACAAUGCUUGGAGCACAAUGAGAUACUGAAAUUGUUUUGUAAGGAAGAUGAAAUUCCCGUAUGUGCCUUCUGUGAGGUUUCCACUGGACACGCAGGACACUCCUUCAUGUCCCUGCAAGAAGCAGUCAACAGGCUUCAGAACAAGUUGAAAGAAGCCUCAUCCCUUCUGGAAUUAAAACUUAAGGACAUCAAAGCUCUUGAAAAUCAGCAACAACAAAUGAUAUCAGACCUCCCGAAUGAAUCUUUGAGAUUAGAACAACACAUAAGAUCAGAAUUUGCCAAGCUGCACAGGCUGCUCCAGGAUAAGGAACAAAGUCUGAUAGAACAGCUAAAGAAGGAAGCAGCAGCAAGUCUGAGAAAGAUGGAGGAAAACCUGAAGGAUAUAAACACCAAGCACAGUACCAUUCAGGAUCAACUAACUGGUAUUCAGUUAACACUGCAGCUGGAAGAUCCUGUAAAGCUCCUAAGGGAAUUCAGAGAUCAUGAAGAAAGAUGCAUGCAACUCCUGAAAGAAUAUGUUUUGCCAGGUGUCAUACUGGGUACCUGUGAUGACACUCGGGAAAUGUACAAUUACUUUUUACACCAUGAGGACUGGAAUGGAGGGAAGUGUAAUAUGAGAACAGUUCCAUCACCUCUGACCCUGGAUCCUGACACAGCACAUCCUGAUCUCAUUCUAUCUGAGGACCUGACCAGUGUGAGAGAUAGUAAUGUUUCACAGCAUCUCCCUGAUAAUCCUCAGAGAUUUGAUUCUCACAUCUGUGUACUUGGGAAAGAGGGAUUCAAUUCAGGGCGACAUUAUUGGGAGGUGGAGGUGAAGAACAAGAUUUCAUGGGUUGUGGGUGUCACCAGAGAAUCCAGCAAUAGGAAGGGAAGCUUUGAAGUCAAUGCGAAGCAUGGAUAUUGGAGGAUGAGUCUGAGGAAUGGGAAUAAGUACACAGCUGCAGGUUCAUCAUGGAAGGAUUUAACCCUCACUGUGAAACCCCAACGGAUCGGAGUGUACCUGGACUAUGAAAGGGGAGAGGUCUCAUUGUAUAAUGCUGACAACAUGUCCCAUAUCUACACCCUUACUGACAAGUUUACUGAGAGAAUCUAUCCUUUUUUUAGCCCCUGUCUUAAUCAUGAGGGAGAAAAUGCAGAGCCCCUAAAACUAUGUCACCUGAAACUGUAAUCUGAAUAAGAAAUUGUUCUAGUACUCAGUUUUAUUGUAUUCUUUCUAGUGUAUUAUUAUUUUCAGUCACUUAAAAAACAUUAUCAGAAAGAGGUAGAAUGGUAGUGUAAAAUGCAUUAUUUUAUUAUAAAGUUAACAUUCUUUUUAUAUUACCACAAGUGAUUUUCUAAUUAAUUAAUUUAACAUUAUAAUCAAAAUAAUUGUAAUAUUACUUCCCAUGGAGUUUGCAAAGUAAAGCUUGGAAGUCUAUGAUUUAUUUAUGAUGUCUGUAUAUAACAUGUCAUAGUGACAAUUUUAUCUUGCACUCUUCCAGAUUUAAUUGUAACUAGGCAGAGUUAUCUGUGCUUCUGUUGUGUAAGUGAAAAUUAAAUUAAUUUCAAUUUCAGUGCAAAACUCAAAAGAACGAAAAAAAUGUAUAUUCCUUGGGCGGCGCAGUGGUGCAGCGGUUAAUGCUGUCGCCUUACAGCAAAGGUUC